This is a messenger RNA of Encephalitozoon hellem ATCC 50504, 1998 nucleotides long. RefSeq lists its product as uncharacterized. The record is from RefSeq and is a predicted model, not a curated record. Bases 1 to 1998 code for a protein of 665 amino acids. Lineage: Eukaryota; Fungi; Microsporidia; Unikaryonidae. The transcript has a single exon.
AUGGGCGACUAUGAUGCAAUAAACGACGAGAUAAAGAAUUUUCUAAGUCUUACAGACAGAAGCCCGUGCGAGGAUGCCCUUCCAGCCAAGGAUAUAAAGACGAGCGAGGAGAACAUCUCCUCCCUUGUAGCCCUUCUCACGAGCCUGCAGAAUGUGUACAAUGAGAUCAACACAAACCUUGCUGCAGGGGAUAAUGAAGGGCUCAAGAAUGUUAUUCUAAACAGUGAUGUCAAGAUGUCUCUUGUAUGCGAGUCUCUCAUGAGGGUGCUGAAGGAUGUGUCGCAGGAAAAAGGCGAGCUUGUGAAGAGCGAGGAGGAAUACAAGGAGAGGAUAAGGAAGAUGAACGAGGACAGGGAAGGUUUUGAAAUCAGAAUAAACAAGUUAGAGAGUGACCUCGAGUUUUUCAACCGGGCAAACCAGGAGCUCAGCAGGAUCAUCCGGGAUCAGAAGAGUAAGAUCCAGGCCUUCAAGGAGAAGGCGGAUCUCGAGAAGAGAAACUGUGAUAGCUUCCGAUCUAUAAAUGGGGAGCUAGAGAUUCUAAGGAAAAAGGCGUUAGAGAAGUGCGAGGUCUAUGAGAAAGAGGUAGGGGUGCUGAAGGAGUAUAUAAAGGAAAGGGGAGGAGAGAUAGAAAGGCUGAAGAACGAUGCCAAGCAAGGAGAGGUAGAAAGAGAAGGUCUCAGCAGAAAAAUAGUAGGCCUUGAGAAGAGUAAUGAGCUGCUUCGGAAGAAGCUGGAGAUGAAGGAAAGUGCCAUUGGGAUGUGCAAUUCUGAGCUAUCGAAGUUGAUUUCAAAAGAAAAGAGGGUUGAGAAUGAGGUUGAGAAGAUGAAGGAAAGGGCGUCCUAUUAUGAGAGGCUUUACAAGGCCACCAACAGCCAAAACGAGUAUCUCAACAGACAGCUCUCGAAGAUGAUACGGGACAGCGACAAGAUAGAGGUUCCCGAAUACGAUCCAAAUGCUCAGGAGGAGAUGACGGCGAUGUCGAAUGAGAAGAAGACCAACGAUUCUGAGCAGAGCGACUUGAAGAGAAUUAAAAGAUACAGGAGACGAAUCCAGGAGCAAAAAAGGAUGAACGAGAAGCAGAGGACAGAGAUGCAAGACCUGAGCCGAGAGAUUGAGGGGCUUAGAAAUGAGGUUUCAAGACUUCAAGAGGAAAGGACGAGGACGAUUGAUGCAAACAGCAAGAUCAUGGAGGAGCUUAUGAGCAAGGUUGAAAAGCUGCUAGAGAAGAACAGGGAAUACCAGGGGGUUAUCUAUGAACUCCGAGGAAGGGGUGCAAAGGAGGAUAGAAGCAGGGUGGACUUCAACGAAAGCUUCAGGACUGUGAACGAUGGAGAGAAUGAGCAAGUUGAGAAGGAAGAUCUUUUCAUUCCCCAGGCUUCUGGAAGAGAUGAGGGGUGGAGAGGCGGAAAUGGAGUAAGGCCAUUUGCACUUGAAGACGAUUACGAAGAAAAAGCAAAUGAUGGCUUAUAUGACACAAGCAAGAUUUAUAGGAUGGGUGUCAGGAAUAUACCUUCAAGGUUGAGCUUCCCAAAGAAGGACGAAGCCGAUGGAGAGGUUGCUGAACAAAUCAAGCUAAAUCUUCCUGACAGUUUUUUUAACAGCCUUGCAAAUCCCAAAAAAGAAGUAGACCUGCGUAACGAAGAAGGCCUGCUGGUAAGAGAAGAGGACACUAGAGAAGAGCGUAGAGGGACAGAAUAUUUGGAUGACCCAUUUGACAGUAUAAGCAAUAAGAACCUUGGUAAGGGUGUGGAAGGCAAAGGAGAGUCUGACGCAAGUGGCACAUCACCGAAAACUGUUCGCACAACCUCUACUCUGCAUGAGAUGCUCAGAAGAACAGAUGCUUUGCAAGAAAAGUUCGACAAAUUAGAAGACCAUCUCAAUGCAAUAAGGAAUAGCGACAAGAUUGAUGCUGAGAAGGUUCAUGACCAGAUCAAGGCCUAUAAGAACUACUACUACUCUGAUUACCUGGACAUGUCAAACGAGUCUGACGUCAUCUAG